AUGUGCCCAAAGGCUUCCCCUGUGGCCCCAGAGAGGCUCUUGGAAAUGGCACCUUAGUUUCAGGUCAGUUUUGGGUAAAGUAGUUAGCAGGGGUUAAUAGCUGUAUCAUAUGACGUCAGCAGUCCCCCACCUGGACAUUCUACUGUAUCCUGGAGAGCCUGGAAUUCUGUGAUGUCACCUGUGUUGUGGCAACGCCAACUGCCCUUGAGGCAUUCGUUCAGUGCCUGUGUGGUUCACCCACAGCCAUGCUGACGCGACUGAACAGGCUGCUUGGGAGACAGGAUGGAGAGCGCAGGGAGGCCAGAGAGAGGCCCAGGGAAGAUGGCCUUCAGUCUCCGAGUCACACAUCAAGAAAGAAAAGGUUCUGGAAAAGCCACAGGAGUGCUGGAAGAACAUCAACCUCAACCUCCGUCACUGAGCAGGAGCAGAAGAUGAACAAGGUCGAUGAACUGGCCCUUCAGCUCCAGAUGAUGACCAAUGAGAGGAAUGAACUUCGUGCAAUCCUGGCCAAUUACACCAAAGAUGAUUUGAACAACAGGCUGAAUUCUGAGCUUGAGGAGCUGAAAAUGGAUCAUCAGAAGGAGAUGUCAGAGAUGGAGAAAUUCCACAAGGAAAUUAGAGAGAGCUCAUACAAGUCCAAGAAGCUGACUGAGAAGAUCAACACCUACCACACCCUCCACAGCCGCCUUCUGGGGGAAUGGACACAGAUGAAGGAAAAAGUGGGCAUGUUGAAUGAAGACAAGAGAAAGCUGAAAGAGGAGCAGAUUUUCCUGCAAGAGUCCUGUGAGGAGACAAGGAGGCUCUGUGAGGAGGCCCACGAGAAGAUCUAUAACCUCUGGACCAAGCAGCGGCAGGAACAACAAAGACUGGAGAAACAUCUUCAUUCCCUACUGAAGCCAAAGGAACUGGUUACCCAGCAAAAGGACUCGGCAGUAAAGCUGCAGCAUCACUUCACGGAGUCCCAGACGAGGUCUGAACAUCUUGAGCACGAACUGGAAGAGACCACAGCCCAGGAGGAGAGCCUCCUGCCGAUGGAGCUGCCGCAGCAGGAGCACUAUGUGCCAGCACCUCUUAAGAGAACUGAGAAGGCUGGAGGAAGCCAGAGACACCUUGAAGGCAUGACAUUCUACUCUCCAGGAUCCAAGCCUCCUCUGAAAAAGCCACGUCCUUUCUGCUGUGAAUUCAGCAUUGAGGAAAACAUCAACCUACCAUCAGAGGAUCCAGCCACAAUCUGAUCCACCUCUGUUGGUUCACGUCCAGAGAAAAAAGACUGCAUCAGAAAUAAACCUGAGAUUCAGAGGACACCCCAUGAAUUACACAGAAGCCUAACAUCCAUCACCUAGUUGAUGUAGGUGGGUCUUGUAAUAAUAAAGAAACUGCCUCAGCCCUCAUAGGACAGAAAAUUAGGUAGGCGGAGUAGACAGAAGAGAAUGCUGGGAAAAAGAAGCUUAGUGAGGAGUCGCCAUGAUUCUCCCGCUCCAGACAGACUCAGGUUAAGAUCCUCCCUGGUAAGCCAGCUCGUGGGCUACAUAUAAUAUUAGAAAUGGGUUAGAACAAUAUGUAAGAGCUAGCCAAUAAGAAGCUGGAACUAGCCGGGCCAGGCAGUGUUUGAAAGAAUACAGUUUCCGUGUAAUUAUUUCUGGGCAUAAACUAGCCAUGCGGGCGGCCGGGUGCCGGGGACGCAGCCCUGCCGCUUCUGCUUCUAUUUCAACACCUAGUGGCCCUGGUGUGGGUAAAACAACAUGGAGGGGGUUAUGUGGGUGAACAAGAGUUAAUCUGUCAGCUACUGUCAAGGGCUUUGGCAAGCUGACUGCAUCUGUGAUGUGGAAUCUGACAAGGAAGACUCUGUCACACUGCCAUCCAGACAGACCACACGCAAAGCCUAAGAUUCUCUCUCUAGUGCAGAGCUGACGCUGACCCCAUAUCACGCACAAGUGUUGGUGAUGAGAAUUCCCUACAGAGACGAAUCCACUUCCUCCUGUCUCAUGUUAUUGAUUUCCUUUUACUUAAAGAAAAUCCCAAAGGAAAGUGGGAAUUUUGAUUAAUUUUGUUUGGUUGGUUGUUUUUGUUAUGUUUUAGAUUGUUUUGGUUUGGUUUAUAUAUUGGGAUAUCUGCAUUCGGGUUUUUUUUUUUUUUUGGUUUUCUUCAUCUUAGUGUAAGGUUUUGUUAUCUUUUGUUAUUUGUUUUGUUCUUUCCAUUGUUUUAAUAGUUUGUUAAGGUUACACACUGUCUAUAAUGACCGCCGUCUUAAAGCCCCCAUUGAAUAAAUGAAUGCUUUAUGAAUAAAAAGCAAUUUCCAACUUUUCA
This is a messenger RNA of Alexandromys fortis (reed vole), 2307 nucleotides long. Its product is annotated as disks large homolog 5-like. NCBI's taxonomy places the organism in Eukaryota, Metazoa, Chordata, Mammalia, Rodentia, Cricetidae. The record is from RefSeq and is a predicted model, not a curated record. The transcript has 7 exons. Bases 246 to 1235 code for a protein of 329 amino acids.